Molecule: messenger RNA, 2355 nt
Organism: Panicum hallii
Lineage: Eukaryota; Viridiplantae; Streptophyta; Magnoliopsida; Poales; Poaceae
Exons: 6
Coding region: 1280-2185 (301 amino acids)
Source: RefSeq, a predicted model, not a curated record
GGAAAGCAGAGCCGAGAGCUCUCUCUGUCCCUGCUGCUCCUGGGGUUUGGGCUUUAGAGAUGGGGUUUUGCAUCGCUUGAUCCAAGAUCUCCCUCCUCACAGAUUCCUGAUCAUAACUGCUCCAUACUAGCGGGAAAGAGGACUCCAGAUGAUCCACAGAUCUCCUUUUCUCCAUUUCCCCUACCCGCCCCUAACUUCUGCUCACGUUUCAAUUUCUCGUGUCAAGUUUGUAUUUCUCGCGAUCGGAGGGCGGCGAGCAACAAGAAAGGUCACGGGUAAAGCACUCUUAAGUAAGGAGCGAGUCCGAAUCUACCAACACGAAUUUCCAUCCAGUCGAAGAAUUACCUUUCCAGAAGAAAUUCUCGCUCCGAUUUCUAGCGACAUUGGUACUCAUUAUUUGACUCAUUAUUUAACUCCGGUUCAACAACUAUACAACUAGAGAAUUGAUGGAAGCGAUGGAAUCAGGACCCCCGCCUGGCAAAGAGGACCUGAAGGAAAUCUUCAAGGCAAAAGAAGGUUCCACAAAAUCUAUUCAUGAUUUUAAGUUUGAAGAGUACAAUCUAAACCAGGAACAGAUUAGUGCUCUUAAAUCCAUCAUACAUGGUGUCAAUAGCAAGGAAAGACACUAUGAUGUAAUAUUGGGUCCAUCUGGAAGUGGAAAGACAACAGUGGUUGGCUAUAUGUUGCUGCAGCUUCAUAAAGAUAGCAAAUCAAUUGUUGUUGUGCCUACCACUUGAGAUGCUGCACAGUUAGUUGAUACAGUGGACCAGUUGACAACUAACAGUCCAGGACUAGUGAGUUUUGGAAGGAUGUGCAUUCUUGCUGAAGAAGUUAGUAUGAACAAGAGAACUUUACAGUUGGAUGUUGAUGUACAAUCAAUUUUGUACAGUAAUGUGUACCUAUUCUGGAGACCGUUGGCAACAGAACUGAUAAAAUCUAUCACGAAGUGCAAGAUCCUAUAUGAGCAUCAUGUGAGCAGCAAAGGUAGUCAGAGUCUUACAUUCCCAAGUUUCUUCAAGAAGAAAGCCUCUUCAGCAAUUAAGGACUUGCGACAAUGUUUCUAUUUCAUCAGAAGACUUCCAGAAUGGACAUUCAGUGGCAUCAACCUUGAUGACAUAACCAGGUUACUGCAGCAACUAUCAGAUAUGCAAAUGGGGUUGACAGAUCAAAACAUUGACAGCGAUACCCUGGAAUUUGUUUUCAGUGUUUCCCCUCCUCACAAGGAAUCAGCUUAUUAUCAUGAUGGAGCUGCUGCAGCUAGUAGGCUGAGAGAAAAAAAAUGUCUCUCUGCCUUGAAACAGUGGAGUUCAUAAAAUCCUCAUUGAAGUUGAAGGCAUUUGAAACACGAGAAGAAAUCAAGAAGUAUCUGUUAGACACAAGUAAUAUUGUUAUCUGCACUCCCUUGAGUUGCUCUACCAUUCUCUCCCUCCAGAAUAAGAAAAAUGGACAUGUGGUUGAUUUGGUUGUUGCUGAUGAUGCUUCUAGAAUAUCAAGUGAUCUGCUAACAAAAAUAUGUAGUUUUGGAAUUAAAAACAUUGUAUUAGCCUGUCAUAUGAUGCCUCAGCUACAAUCUGUAUACACAGAGUUAUCUUCUAUGAACACCAAAAUGCACCGAUUGACACAGCAAUACCAGCUCAAAAGAACGAAUUUCAUUGCCGAUACUAAUGUGCAGAAAUCAUCCACACCCUUCAUUUGGGUUGGAAUCCCAGAGCACUUGUUGGCUCCUAUGAGAAACCAGGGAAACACAGAAAAGUGUGCGCUACAUGCUUGCUUAGCUGCUACAGAGACCCAUUACAGAUUGGAAGCAGCGAUUGAUGAACCACCGAGAAAAUUUACCAUCAAAUUUUGUGUAGAAGAUAUGGAGAGGCAGUACAAAGCACUCACUGGAAAUGAACUUGGGUCAGAGACAUCUGAUGGCCAGAUGGGAAUAUCUAGAGUAGAAAAUGCAUUGAAAGCCUUGAAGAAAACGGGGGUCCUAGGAAAAGGAAAAUGCAGCAAAGAAAUGGUACCGGUCGCAUUUCGAAUAUAUCAUCAUUCGAAGAAUACACUAGCAAGGAUUUGGACAAAAUCUGUAGGCUUUUGGAGGAGGGAAGAGUUAUGGUUGGACCCUUCCAUAUAUCAAGAAACUACUUCACCUUGGACCCAAGGCAAGCAUACAAGUACAAUCCUGAAGAACCAAUCAUAAGUACAAAGACCAUAUUAACAUGUUCACAUUCUGUUAUGUUGAUUGGACUUGUACCUAUUGAGCCAUCAAAGGAUGAGAAAUCAGCUGAAUGUGGAGGCAGAAAAAUGAAGGAGCACAGAGAGAUUGUGUACCAAAACAGUUAUGGGAAACUAUUUGGAGACAAUGGAUUU